Aspergillus caelatus is the source of this 2191-nucleotide messenger RNA. RefSeq lists its product as uncharacterized. Gene Ontology annotation, cellular component: extrinsic component of intraperoxisomal membrane. NCBI's taxonomy places the organism in Eukaryota, Fungi, Ascomycota, Eurotiomycetes, Eurotiales, Aspergillaceae. Gene Ontology annotation, biological process: peroxisome inheritance. The record is from RefSeq and is a predicted model, not a curated record. Bases 207 to 1856 code for a protein of 549 amino acids. The transcript has a single exon.
UUUAUCACCCCGUAUCACGCUGGCUGACCAGAGAUGGUCGUUCAUUCUUUACAUUCUCUCCCUCCAUCGACACUCAUUCUCAACUAACUGCGGUCUUUCUUUUCUCGCUUUCUACAUCACAUUUGUAUUGUCUCGCAAUCGGCUUUGUCUAUUCAAUGUAACCUGUGUUGUUAUCCGCCCUUUCUUUUCACUAGUCCUCAUGAACCAUGACCGAUACCUCGGAUGCGCCGCUUCCUCAGAUCCGUCGGUCUGCCACUCUCCCUUCGAAAUUGACUCCACGUUCCAAACGCAGUGUAGAAUCACUGAGGCCUUCAGAAAAUGAUCUUUUUUACCACCCUGCAGCCAAAGUAGUCCAUUUCGCCCCGAGAGCACUUGCGCCCAUCCCGUCUAGCACCGCGCCAGCGGACUUCGAUUACCCAGUUGAUACGGUUGAAACCCUUCCGUGGAGAUCCCCUACAGAACGAACAGUUGCAUUUGCGCCUCUUCGACUCGAAAAGGUUCAUGGCUUGACGGUGUUCCUGAAGUGCGGCAGUGUCGUUCAUGCAAUCCUCAAGAACUCCCAAUGUUGGUGUGUUGACGGAGAAUCAACAUUUGUUCUGCGCAUUCGCCCUCUUACCUAUUAUCGUAUCGAACUUCCCAAGGAAACGGAAGAGGAUAGGAAGUCCGUGACAGCAAUGAAAGAGGCCUUGCCUCAGGUCCUUCGCUAUGAAGUCACCCCUUGUCCGUUCAAAAGGGGGUUCACGGUCGAGAUACCGGAGGAGGCCAGGGUUCCGCGGCGCAAAAGAGCAUGGCGUCCGAAAGGACGACGGGAGAGCGCUCCUAUCCUUUCAGCCUACAUACUUGAUAAGAGUCCGGCCCGCGAAGACGCUCUGACUGAUUCACUGAGCGCUGGCGAAGACACCGAUGGCAAUUUAACGGACGAUAGCUGCUUCACAGCGAAAGGUAGCAAUAGCACUGUCCUCGAAACUAUUCCUGACGAUAACGAACCUUCACUGCCCGACAAUGUUCCCGAAAUCACAGAUUUGCCUCGACGCUCCGUGUCCGAAACUCAACAGAGCUUCCAGACCUUGCUGGCAAGGUUUGAAGACACUCCUGAGCCACCUGUGAAACCCGAAAUGCCAUUAUCUUCCAGUGUUGACUCAUUUCACUCCAUCGCUUCUUCAUUGUCGUCGCCAACUGAAUCAAAUUCGGGCUCGCCUUUCCCUUCGGCUACAUCAACUGACGGCAUAGAUUUCGGUUUGCGUGAAACCAGUAACAACCAGGGUCACUCGGAGAAUCCAAAAUUCAAGAAGGUUGAUUUUUCUGCAGGACGUACUGUACCAGAAGUUAAGUGCGAAGAUUGCUGUUCACCUAGGCCCCGGGCUUCCCCCAGGGCGUCUUUCUCGGAGGAAGACUUUCGACGAGUGCCUGGUGCACUGCCGGAUGAUCAGAUGUCCAUUGCAAGCUAUGCUGGUACAUCUAAGACCACAGAUUCCAACCCCAACCUCAGCAGCAUGAGCAUGGAAUUUCGUCGUCGGUCCAAGGCGUCCCGGGAGCGAGAACUUUCGCCGAUGCCACCUCAGUCCGCUUUAGCCCUUACAAGCCCCUCGGACAAAGAAAACGCAGCCUCCCUGAUUCAGAAGACAUGCACGGUGGUCCUUAUCCCUCCGAUUCAGCUAUUUAUCGUCCUUAUCCAUAUAGCCGCUCGGAUCGUAUUAGGCCCAGCUUUGACAUCCGCCGUGGGGGAGUUGAAUCAUAAGUAUGAGUACCAAGUGGCGGACCCUCAGGAGGCUGUGGACGACUUUGAUCUUCCGCUUGCACCCGACUGUCCCAGGAAACAGUCGGUAUCCGAAGCCAACCCUUGGGAGUUGGAUUAAAUGUUCUGCCAAGGCAACUUGUGUAACUUGGCUGCCGGCGUCUCUGACGCAUAUCUCCUCUUUGCCUUCCUUUCUUUUUUCCUAUCUGGUUCAAUCUCUCGCCGUUAGUCCACUUACAGUAUUCUUUCCACGCACUCUCUGUACUCCGUAUGACGUCCCUGUUUCUAUGAUGAUGAUUCGUGCACUGUUCUACCAUAUUUGUCGGUUUUGGGUUAUUGUACGGUUUGUUGGCGGAUGGGUCUUGCUUUGACUAUUUAUUGUCUAAUGUCCCCUUUGUAAUUUAGCAUAUCUCAGUUAUAGUCAUAGCUAAUAUACCCUGCUAUUAUUCAUUCCAA